This is a messenger RNA of Agelaius phoeniceus (red-winged blackbird), 4424 nucleotides long. RefSeq lists its product as uncharacterized. Gene Ontology annotation, molecular function: RNA polymerase II cis-regulatory region sequence-specific DNA binding; DNA-binding transcription factor activity. NCBI's taxonomy places the organism in Eukaryota, Metazoa, Chordata, Aves, Passeriformes, Icteridae. Gene Ontology annotation, biological process: regulation of transcription by RNA polymerase II. The record is from RefSeq and is a predicted model, not a curated record.
ACGCGGCAAUGGCUGACACCACGACGUCACCGGCGCGCUGACGUCACCGCGCGCGUGACGUCACCGCGCGGCGGGGCAGCGGCCGCCCGACCCGUCGCGGCCAUUUGAGGGACUCGGUGGCGGAAGGAGGCCAGGAGGAGGCCGGGCAGAGGCCGGGGAAGGGCCGGGGAGCCGCGGGGAAGGAGCCCCGAGGAGCCGGAGGGGCCGCAGGGCCCGGGAAGGGGCAGCGAUGUCGGCGGGGGGAGCGCCCCAGCCCGCCCACGCCCUGGAUCUGCUCCCGUAUUCCCGGCUGAGCCCGGCGCCGCGGGCCGGAUCCCAGCUGGAUGCCGUGGGCGCCGAGAUCCCCUCGGAUCCCUGCACAGGGUACCGGUUCUUUAAGCCGGGGGGUUUGUUCGGGAUGAAGCCGCCGGAGGAGCCGUUCGGAGCCGCGCGGACGGGCCCGGAGGAGUCCAAGGCCCUGGGCAGCCCCUGCGCUGUGGAGCCCGGGCGGGUGAGCAAGGUGGAGCCCGAGGAGAAGCCCGGGAUUGGCGCCGGCUCCCUGGAGCUGUUCCCGGCCGCCGCGGGCGGCAGCUCCGGCCGCUGGUUCCCCGGUGGGCAGCGCGGCCCCGAGCCCCCCCGGGACCCCCCUGCCCCCCGCGCCGGCUGCUGGGGGGCCCAGGGGGGCGUCCCCGGCCCCUUCCGCUGCGCCCAGUGCGGGAAGGGCUUCCGGCAGAAGCAGAGCCUGGUGACGCACGAGCGCAUCCACACCGGGGAGAAGCCGUUCCGCUGCGGGGACUGCGGCAAGAGCUUCAGCCAGCGGCCCAACCUGCUGACGCACCGGCGCGUGCACACGGGCGAGCGGCCCUUCCCCUGCGCCCAGUGCGGCAAGAGCUUCUCGCAGAAGGCCAACCUGCUGGCGCACCAGCGCAUCCACGGCGCCCACCCCGAGGAGGGCAAGGCGCGGGCGCGGGCGCCGGCGCGGGGCUGCCCCGAGGACGCGCCCUUCGUGUGCCCCGAGUGCGGCAAGAGCUUCCGACAGAAGCCCAACCUGAUCACGCACCGGCGCAUCCACACGGGCGAGCGGCCCUUCUCCUGCUUCCUGUGCGGCCGCAGCUUCAACCAGAAAACCAACCUGGUGACGCACUACCGGGUGCACACAGGUGAGCGGCCCUUCGCCUGCGCCCAGUGCGGCAAGCGCUUCACCCAGAAAACCAACCUGGUCACGCACCAGAGCACCCACACCGACCUGCGCCCCUUCCCCUGCGCCCAGUGCCACAAGUGCUUCAAGGACAAGGUGUCCCUCAAGGCCCACCAGAAGACGCACAUCCCCCGCCAGCGCCGCUGCCCCGCGCGCGGCCCGGCCCCCGCCGCGCCCUUCGGGGCCGCGCCCGCCCUGCUGCCCCCCGCGCCCGCCCCACAGGACCCCGCUCCCUUCGCCCCGCUCCCGCCCGCCCCCAAGCUCCCCGAGGGCGCCGCCGAGCUGUUCCCGUGCCCCGAGAAGGGCUUCCCCCCCCCGCCCCCGGCCGAGCCCUCCUUCCCCUGCGCCCACUGCGGCGACGGCUUCUGCCCCAAGGUGCCCCUGCUGCGGCCCCCCGAGGCGCCCGCCGCGCCCUUCGCCCCCGGCCCGCCCCUCCUGGGGCCCCUGGGGGCGCAGCCGGGGCCGGGCGAGGCCGUGCUCUCCCCGGAAAAGCCCUUCAUCUGCAAUCAGUGCGGCAACAGCUUCGGGCUCUGGCUCGCCCUCGUCGCCCACCAGAAGAGCCACGCGGGGCACAAGCCGUGCCCCGGCGCCCCCCCUGCGGAGCCGGGCGCCGAGCAGCCCCCCGGGUCCCCCCCGGGGGCGCGGGCGGGCGAGGGCCGGCCCUGGCCGUGCCCCGAGUGCGGGCGGGGCCUGGCGCAGUGCGAGCGGGCGCCGCGGCACGGGCACGGCGCCGGCGGGCGCGGCCCCUUCCGCUGCGACACCUGCGGCAAGCGCUUCAGCCUCAAAACCAACCUGGCCACCCACCAGCGCAUCCACACAGGUGAGCGGCCCUUCACCUGCGGCGUCUGCGGCCGCCGCUUCAACCAGAAGGGCAACCUGGUGACGCACUACCGGGUGCACACGGGCGAGCGCCCCUUCGCCUGCGCCCAGUGCGGGAAGCGCUUCGCCCAGAAGCCCAACCUGCUGGCACACCAGAAGACGCACCUGGGCCGCCAGCCCUUCACCUGCCUCGAGUGCCCCAAGCGCUUCAAGAGCAAAUUGUCCCUGCGGGUGCACCAGCGCGUGCACACCGGGACCCCCGGCCCGGCCCCCGGCACCCUGGACCCCGCCGGGAGCCCCUUCCCCUGCGGGCUCUGCGGGGAGGCCUGUGCGGAGCACGGGGGGCUCCGGCCGGGCCAUGGCGGCGGCGAGCGGCCCCACACCUGCGCCGAGCAGCUGCACACCUGCGCCAAGUGUCCCCACGCUUGUGCCGAGCGUCCCCACGCUUGUGCCGAGCGUCCCCACGGCUGCGCCGAGCGGCUCCACACCUGCCCCGAGCAGCGCCGCACCUGCGCCGAGCAUCCCCACGCCUGUGUGGAGCAUCCUCACGCCUGUACGGAGCAUCCUCACGCCUGUACGGAGCAUCCUCACGCCUGUGAGCGACCCCACACCUGCGGGCAGCCGCAGCCUCAGCCCUGCGCCGAGCGGCCGCACCCCUGUGCUGAGUGUCCCCACCCCUGCGAGCAGCCCCACGCCUGCGGCAAGCGGCCCCACGCGUGCGAGCAGCCCCACGGCUGCGCCGAGUGCCCCCGCGGCUGCGCCGAGCAUCCUCGCACCUGCGCCGAGCAUCCCCACCCCUGCGAGCGGCCCCACCCCUGUGCCGAGCGGCCCCACGGCUGCGCCGAGCAGCCCCACGCGUGCUCCGAGUGUCCCCACGCGUGCUCCGAGUGUCCCCACGGCUGCGCCGCCGAGCGGCCCCACGCCUGUGCCGAGUGCGGGAAGCGCUUCCGGCAGAAGGUGAACCUGGCCGUGCACCUGCGGACGCACACCGGGGAGCGGCCGUUCCGCUGCGCCGACUGCGGCAAGGGCUUCAGCCAGAAGGCUCACCUGCUGCGGCACCGCCGCACCCACGGCGCCGGCCUGGCCCCCCCCUGCGCCGCCGGCGACCCCCUGGCCAAGGGCCCCGAGCCCCCCGCGCUGCUGCUGCCGCCCUGCUCCCGCGGGGCGCCCCCGGCGCGCCCCGACAGCCCCUCGGGCGCCGCCGACAUCCUCCUGCAGCUGAUGCAGGACGAGCCCCCGCCCGGCCCCGGCGCCGCCCCGGCCCCGGUGCCCCCCUGUAAGUGCCCCGGGGGCGGCCCGAGCCCCCGGGCGCCGGGGCUGCCCCCGCCGUGCUGCUGCGCCGCCUGCCUGGCCCCCCGCCCUCCCGAGCCCCCCCGCGGGCAGCUCUGGGCCAAGGCCGGCGGCUGCGCCCGCGCCUUCGACGAGAAGCGAGUGCCGGGAGCGCCGGAGCGCGAGUGUGGCGAGGAGAAACCGGCCCCGUGCCCCGGCUGCCUGUGAGCCCCGGGACCCCCCGGCUGCCUGCGACCCCCACGCUGGGACCUGCGCUGAGACCCCCCCACCAGGACCCCCACCCUGCCCCGGCCGCCUGCGAUCCCCCACACUGGAACCCCCAGUGAGACACCCCCAGCAAGGACCGGCCCUCGGCUCAUGGGGUCACCCACGGCGAGCCUGGAGGAGAUGGAGCCCAGGGGACAGAGCCAAAAAACGGAGCCAAGGGGACAGAUCCAGAGGGACGGAGCCGAGGGGACAGAGUCAACGAGAUGGAGCCAGAGGGGACAGAGCCAAAAGGAUGGAACUGAGGGGACAGAGCCAAAAGGAUGGAACCGAGGGGACAGAGCCAAAGGGACGGAGCUGAGGGCUCGGUGCCAAGGUGAUACUGCCAGCCAGAUUCAGCACUGGGACUUGGAGGAACCUCCAGCCGAGGCUGUGGGGCAAAGCAGAGCCAGGCUGGGACAUGGCACAUUCCUGGCUUGGGAAGACACCAAAGGGCUGGAGGAGCCAGCGCUGGGGCUGGAUCUGCCGUGUGGGCUCCAGCCACACAGACCAGGAAGAGCUGGGCACAGUGGAGUUGCAUCCACUGGAGCCAGACUUGGGACAAGAGGGGCCCUCAAGGGCUCCCUCUGCUUCCAGAACCUUCCAGCCUGUUCCGGACUGGAUGGCAUUCCCUAAGGACAUGCUGGGAUGGGAGGCUGGGCCCGCCCUGCAGCGGGCUGACCCCUGGGGUCCCCAGUGCAGCUCCAUGCGGGGGGCUGGGAGCGCACUGGGCAAACAGCCAGGAAAAGGAAAAGGGACUGGAAGGGCUCAGCUCUGCUUCCAGAAGGGCCCGGAGACGCCUCCGGUGCCGGGGGGAUGGGGGGCAGCUUGUGCUUCUGCUUGCUCUGGGUAACUGCGCGCUUUGGGACUCGAUAUCCGGAUGGGGAAGGGUGAC